ACGCUAUUAUGAAGAGGAAGAUGGAAAAAUGAGAUUUCGCAUUAUCGGUGGCAGACGAUAUCAUAACAUUUUGACUUCAGAGUAUUUUGGAGCAAAUGAUGACGAAGAAGCUUAUCGGUUAAGUAGAUAUCAUAAUGCAAUAAAAGAUAUUUGGGGAGGAUUGUUUCAUUCACCUAUCGAAGAGAAGUUGAAACAAGGAGCUCAUGUUAUUGAUUUUGGAUGUGGGACUGGAAUUUGGAUCUUGGAUAUGGCAAAACAGUAUCCCAAUUCAAAGUUUGUAGGAAUAGACUUAUCUCCAAUUUUUCCAACAGAAGAUCUUCCUUCAAAUGUGGAGUUUGUCCAGUAUAAUGUGUUGGAUGUAUUGCCAUAUGAAGAUGCGUCUUUCGAUUUCGUUCACCAAAAAUUUUUGGUUGUUGCUUUUACGGAAACACAAUGGGAAGAGAAAGUUAUCCCAGAAAUGAUAAGAUUGGCUCGACCAGGUGGAUGGGUCGAGUUAUUAGAAGCUGAUGCUUAUCUUACCUCUGAUGGAAAGGCUACAAAUAGAAUUGCAAAAGCUCUCAAUAAGUUUAUGACAGCGAAGGGAAUGAACUGUACAAUUGGGAAAAAACUUCAACGCAUUCUUGAAAACACAAACACGUUUUCGGAAAUCACAAGUAAUAAAAAAGCUGUAGUUUUAGGUAAAAAAGGCGGUGAAUCGGGGCAAGAGACUCUAAAAUUUUAUACUGUUGGUGUCGGCUCUUGUAGAGGCUUUUUAUCGACCGAGAUGAAUAUAAUGCCCGAACAUUUUGAUGCUCUUAUGGAAACAAUUUCUAUCGAGGCGGAACAAACUACUUCUUGUUUUAAUCAAUAUCGAAUUUGUGGUCAUAAGAAGAUUGAGAUUUAA
Messenger RNA from Ambispora gerdemannii, 883 nucleotides. The record is from the annotation of a GenBank genome assembly. Lineage: Eukaryota; Fungi; Glomeromycota; Glomeromycetes; Archaeosporales; Ambisporaceae.